AAUUUUUGAAGGGUCGAAGUGCAAUUUGCCGAUAAUUUAAAGGGACAAAUAAAUUCUUCGUUAGGGUUUUGUUAUUGUUUCAACUUUGAGCUUUCAUCAGAAACCAUGUCGAAUUACGUACCAACAGACCUCCUGAUCGAAAUCCUCGUAAAACUGCCGGUUAAAUCCUUAAUCCGGUUCGCCGCCGUCUCCAAAUCAUGGCGGUCGAUUAUCACCAGCGCCGCCUUCAUCGCUUCCCACCUCUCAAAAGGUAAAAACCAUACCCAUACCCUAAUCCACACGCUAUCAACAAAUUCAUUGGUUAAAUUCACUGGAGGUGUACCCUUUGCUGUCAAUUCUCCCUCAAAACUCAAAUUCCCCUACUACGAAUCAGACAGCAUUUAUACAAGAAUAGUAGACUCUUGCGAUGGGCUUGUUUGCUUAUCGAAUAACUUCUUCAUAAUUGAUUUUGCGCAAUCACCCGGCGUUAUAUGGAACCCAUCUGUUAGAAAUCAUAUAGCUUUACCCAACCCUGCUAUCAAUCCGGAAGACGCCUACAUUUCCGUACUCGGUUUUGGAGUUGAUGCCGGUCGUACCCACCACAAGGUGGUGAGGUUUCUUUACUGCAGAAACGCGGCCGGUAUUUUUACGACACGGGUUGAGAUAUUUUCCCUCAAGACAUGGAGUUGGCGGAGGUUGAUUGGUGGAGUUGAUAUUUCUCUGCACGCUUAUCUAAGUUUGUAUUUUCGUCAAGUUUUCUUGAAUGGGGUUGUGCAUUGGCUCAUCGAGCAAGAACCGAUAGGUGACAAUAGUUUUCGUCGUAGUUAUAUUCUGGCCUUUGAUGUUGGAGACGAGGUAUUCCGUGAAGUGAUGUUGCCGGAAUGGGAGGCGGGUGGUUCGGGUUUUGCAAAGUUGAGUAUUUUCGUGAUUAAGGAAUCACUCGGAGUUGUCAAGUCAACUGGCGAGUCGUGUGAUGUGUGGGUGAUGAAGGAGUACUGUGUGAAAGAAUCUUGGACUAAGUUAUAUACCGUUCGUUUGUUUGAAAAGAUAAAAAAUGUGGUUGGCUUUUUGAAUAGUGGCGAAGUUUUAUUGGCCUUAGAGAAUUCUAGGUUAGUUGUCUAUAAUUCAGAGACUAAGCAGACUAAAGAUCUUGGAGUCUAUGGAAACUACUUCACUCCGAAAGUCGAGAUAUUCUCGCCCGAGACAAUGAGGUGGCGGAGGGUGCGCGGAGUUGAUGUUACACUCCGGGCUUAUUCGAAUAUGUACUGUCAAGUUUUCUUUAAUGGGGUUGUCCAUUGGCUCUCCGAAAAAGAACCGAUCGAUUACAGUAAUGCACGACUUAGUUCAAUUUUGGCCUUUGACAUUGACAAUGAGGUGUUCGGUGAAGUAAUGUUGCCACGCGAGUUGGCAAAUGCAAGUAAACUACCGACUCUGCGCAUCUUCGUGAUUGGGGAAUCGCUCGGUGUGGUCAAGUACGUUGGGUGCGCGUGUGAUGUAUGGGUGAUGAAGGAGUACUGCGUGGAAGAAUCUUGGACGAUAGUAGGCGGGUUAAGGAUCUUGGAAUCUAUGGGACUAUUGCUGUCGUUCUACGUACGUUGA
Erythranthe guttata (spotted monkey flower) is the source of this 1578-nucleotide messenger RNA. The record is from RefSeq and is a predicted model, not a curated record. NCBI's taxonomy places the organism in Eukaryota, Viridiplantae, Streptophyta, Magnoliopsida, Lamiales, Phrymaceae.